CCGACGAAUGUUGAUGGAUUGUUGGAAUUCAUGAGCCAAGUACAUUGCUUGUAUCUACAGCAGAGAAACAUCAUGAAGCCUAUUGUUGUGCAUUGCAGCAAUGGAUCAGGUCGUACAGGUACCUUCACAGUAAUUUAUACAGGUGUGGAAGAAGUAAAUAGAGGUCACGGGGUCAUCGAUGUUUGUGACGUCAUUAAGCAGAUGAGGUUGCAAAGAAAAUAUUUCGUCCAGUAUGACAGGCAGUUGAAGUUCUGCUACCAAGUUAUAUUGGCCCACUGCUUCAGUGUCCUCAAAAAAUGUUACUCUUAUUUUGGGCUGUUUUAA
Messenger RNA from Helobdella robusta, 324 nucleotides. RefSeq lists its product as hypothetical. The record is from RefSeq and is a predicted model, not a curated record. Lineage: Eukaryota; Metazoa; Annelida; Clitellata; Rhynchobdellida; Glossiphoniidae. The transcript has 2 exons. The annotation marks the transcript as partial. Gene Ontology annotation, biological process: protein dephosphorylation. Gene Ontology annotation, molecular function: protein tyrosine phosphatase activity.